Molecule: messenger RNA, 2462 nt
Organism: Parasteatoda tepidariorum (common house spider)
Lineage: Eukaryota; Metazoa; Arthropoda; Arachnida; Araneae; Theridiidae
Source: RefSeq, a predicted model, not a curated record
UUUCACUUCGUUUCAGUUUCUUUUGUUACAGCAUCAAAUUUAUAAUUAAUUAUAUAUUUAAAAUUUAAUUUUGAAAAUUCAUAAAUUAAAAAUAAAUGUCCUUUGUAGAAUAAAAGUAACUAAAAAAGCUACCUGAUUUUUUUUCCUUCAUUAACGACUACAAAAUAAGUAUUUCUCUCUCUUGCAUCAUUUGAGAAAAAAAAUAUGAAUACAAAUUUAAAAUUGCUGGCAAAACGCAUUUUACUAUCAUUUAAAUUAUUUUAUUCACUAUUACGAAAACUAACACCAAUUUAUUUAUAUGUACAAGUGUAUGUGCUGAGCUGAUGUGAUGACCGUGUCAAAAAUGUCGGCCCCUUUCGGCUAGAGCAUGCCGCGUUAAGGAUCUCGAAAUGGACAUAAAUUCCUUCGAUUUAGAAUUUUAUGAUUUUGAAAAUGCUAGCGAAGAGGAAAUUCAAGAAAUACAUGCUAUACUUAAAGGCCCUGGAAAUAAUGGCUCUGUGGAGCUUCCAUGGGAAACUACUUUAAAAGAAAAUUGUAAUGAAUCUCUUCCUGAAAAAGAAGAUACACUAGAGAAAAUAGAUGUAAAAAGUACCAAAUGUCUGGGAUCUGUUGUUGGCCCAGCUUUACAUUUUGCAACCCCACAAUCUCCUUUAUCACCUCCAGUUGCACGUCUACCUCCACCAACAGUCGAAGCAUUCAUUGCACCCCCUACUAGUGUAAGUCCAUAUCCAAAUCCUCCUUACAUUGUGUCUAGGACGAUACCUUAUCUACGUGCCUAUCAUCAUAUGGGAAUGCCAUUCUUUGCAUGUCCAAUACCAGGAAGUGCUGGGGAAGCCAGCCCUUUACCUUCUCCUUAUGGGCAGUUUGUACCAGUAGUUCCUGCAACUGUUGCGCAAGAGAAAUAUAUGGGGCAUAUUGAUUCUGAGUCAAAUCAGAAGAGCAGCAGCAGCAAACCAACUGAAAAACAAUAUAAUAAUCGCCGUAGCAAAAAGAAAUUGGACUAUUCUACGUCAUCUGAGACUGUUGCAGAUGUUUACCGAGAAGUAACUCUAGAUGGGACUUCUCCAACUGUUAGUAGUGAUCGUCCACCUUUAGUGCCUUUACCUGUACCACCAUCUACGUUUGGUGUCGCAGGUGGGACAAUUCCUUUACAUGGUUAUCCCCCAGGUUUGCACACUCUUCCAUACCCCCAGAUGACUGGGCCGCAAGCUCCAUCAGCCGCAAUGUAUUAUGUUCCCGUAUUUAACCACCCCUAUAGCAGUUACUUGCCUUCUCCAUCUGCUCCAAUGGUGCUUCCGGUCAACCUUCAACCGGAGGACACCACCUCCCCAGUCAGUAGUUCUUGUGAAAAUGCAGAACCCGCUUUGCUCGCCAAAACUAGUGAGAUUGUCCCACACGUCCAGUCGAACUGUGAACAACAGAAACAGUCUUCCGAAGAGAAGGCUACAGACUCUGCUGCCAAAAAUAUGUCAGAGGGAGAGGACAUUACGGACUGCAACUCCUCUUCUGACUAUCCUAACAGUAAGAGCAUAAGCUCGUCUCCUGACUAUAUUCCCGAUCCGGGAAUAGUUACAGAUGACUUUUACGAUAAAUGUGCCGCUUCGACUUGCGAGGAAGACGUGAAACAGGCUGACUCUUCUCGAUGUUGGGCCGACCUGUUCAAGAAGCCUCGCUCCGAAAUCAACGGUAUCGACCACCAGCAGAGGCACACGUUAGAUAAAGAUGAACUUUAUACGAAUGGAAAACAUUAUGCGUCUUCUAGUGAUGUUCAUUAAUUUCAUAAAACUAGCAAUAAAUUUGCUGCGUAAUAUAUUUUGCAUAAAAAGCAUUUUUAAAGCGAGUCUGCCCUCGUGUUUUUUGAGUGAUAUAUUGUUGUGAUCUUGAUUGAAAGAUUGAGCUUUUGUGCAUAAAUAUAUUUAAAUUAUUAGAUUAAUAGAAAAGUAUUGUUUGUGCUCUUUCUCUCAUAUCUGCCACAUUUCGCUAUUUUUUUGUGAAAAGUGGAUUUCAGCUGUUUGAGGCCGUGAAAAAAAUUAUAUAUAUAUUAUAACUGGACUGUGCUUUACUAACUUUACUAUUGUAAGAUUGCUGUGUUUUAAUUUUUAUCUUGUUCUUUACAUAUAAAUUGUAUAUACAUUUUUAUAUUAAUAGUCAUUAAAUAAGGUCUUUAGUAAAUGUGUUUGAAUUUGUAGGCGUAUUUUUAAAAAUUAGAUUUAAAUUGAUUGUUGUAAUUAUUCAGAAAUGAACUAGUGAUCUAUUUGCCUGAAUCAUGCUGUUGUGACAGAAAAAUUCAUUGUAAAAUGUUAUGGCACUGACCAUGCAAAGCAAUUGUUAAUUCUCAAAAAUAUUUGCAAUUUUUCUUACAUAAAAUUUAACUGUUGAUAAGUAGUCAUGCAAUAAAGGUUAAUGUUAUAAAAUUGUGAAAGCUACUUGCAGAAAUAAAAUUUUUAUAGUGUAGCUACUGA